Molecule: messenger RNA, 3381 nt
Organism: Ostrea edulis (European flat oyster)
Lineage: Eukaryota; Metazoa; Mollusca; Bivalvia; Ostreida; Ostreidae
Exons: 9
Coding region: 124-2328 (734 amino acids)
Source: RefSeq, a predicted model, not a curated record
CAAUGCCAUAUCGGUACAGAUCUAUUGGUAUAUAAAUCAUUCAAGGUGUCUUUAACUUCCUAGUGGCGUUAUUUGUAUAUUUAAAUAUCCGUUUAGAAGGACCUGAAAAGCAGACGCCUAAACAUGUCUCUAGAAGAGGAUAUUCGUUUUCUUGAGUGUCAACUCCAUGACCGUUCCAAUGCCAAGGCGCUGUCUGAAUACUAUUCCCCUUUACAGACGUCACUUGAAGUAAUCAACAGUGCCCUGGAAACGUUAAGCCAGGAAGGGGAUGGACGCGAUAAAGAAAGAGAACAACUACAACAAGCAAUUGAAGAACAAGUAACACAGAGUCUACACACUAUAUCAUUGUGGACGGAGCAUGCAGAGGAGAGCAUCAGGGAGGGAAAUUUAUCCCAGUGGACAAAUUCAGAAGCAUUCCAAAGGGAAAACCAGAAAAUACUGACGACGGUGGAUACCAUCAUGAGGAAAACAGAUACGGACAAGUCAGGGUUUCUGGGCACACUCAGGAGUGCAGUGAAACCCGUACAUCAGAAGAUCCACCUGCUGAUGGAUAUUGCUGUAGAGUGUUCCUCCAAAAAACUUAUCAGGAUAGAAUUUGAUGGGCGUGUAACCGAGUCGGUGAUAGACAACUUGAAAACUUGUCCAUGGGAAUACCAAGAGCGUGUAGACAAACUACCGACAUUAGAGACAUUCCAAACGAUGGAGUCGAACAUCUUCUGGUUUGAAAACAAUAAAGGACAUAGAUGUUGUGCUACUCUGGAUACAGAACAACAAAUCACGAUUUAUGUUGCAACUAAAGCUGUGAAAUGUGUAGCUGAUGUGGUCUUACGGGCAGGGGUUCUCAAUGACAGAAAAUGGAUUUUUACUGAGACUAAUUGUGAGGGUGAUUACGUUGUGUUUCGAUCAGAAAAAGUGGAGGCCUUUUUCAUUCUUGGAACACCGAGAGAGAGAGAUUUUAUUGCGAAUCCAUCUGGUAGUCAGUACAUCCACAGAACGGACAAUCGUGUUCGGCUCAAUGUCCCAGAAGGCGCUGUGAAAGAAAAAGAAAACUUUAAAAUCACAGUUUUCCCAGUGAAAAUAGAAGAAAUGAAAAAGAGGAAAACUAUGUUUCCCGACCAAUAUAAAUUUCUCUCAGUAACAAAAGGAAUACACGUUCAGGGGAAAACAUUCAGUCGGGCAGUUGAAGUUCAGCUUCCAUUGGAAAAAAUUGAAGACGACGACGAAACGGAAAACAACUGGACGGACAUGGAAUACGUAUAUUUCCACAUUGACGGUGACAGAGUAACUCAGCUGAAGAACCAGAACAUAGAAAGAAAAGGGGACACGAUCGUUACCAACGUGGAAAAGUUUAGCACCUAUAUAGGGGCCAAAGUUCGACGCGGGAGUUUAGACAGUAUAAGCAGCAUGGAAGUGCUGAUAUCCCUUGGAUUUGUAUACCAUUGCAAGCUCGUCACUUUUGUUAAGAAAAUAUCAGAAGAGUUUGUCCAAAUUUGGUGCGAGUUGGUCAAAAAGGAAGACUGGAAACGACUUGAGCAGAAUCGUUUGGAAGAACAUUCUACUUUACAGAAAAUAAAAGAUUCAGACUCAAAAGAUAUUUUCAUAGCAGAGCGACAGCGGGUGCGAAUUGAUGUGACAGGCAAUUCAAUAGUUGGAGCGGAGGUUCCCAAACAUUCGCUUUUGAUUACAUUCUUUCCAAUUGCGGAUGAUAACCAUAUUUUCCCACCCCUGCGAAAGAAAUUAAGUAUGCAUGGCACGCCGUAUUCAUCUCUCAUAUACAGCAUGGAUUCUGGGAAAAAAGGAACUUUACAUGUUGUAACAUUUGAUCCAUGGACUUUGCCAAAAACCUUCCGAAAGUCCAAACCACCUGGGAACGUACCGCAAAAAGGGUCUGGUACCAAUAAAAAUAGCCCAUACGUUGCACCUAGCCAGGAGCGUGAAAAUAUCCCAGAAGUAAAACCAAAUACUGAAUCCAAGGAUACUGAAAAUGCACCAAACGGGUCGAGUACCAUUAAAGAUGAACCUAACUCAUCGCCUGAUGAGCAUGACAGAAAACGGGCACAAGUUGCCGUUUCACCACAUGAACAGCUGGUUGACGCUUCCCAACACCAAAAAAAAGAUCAAGAUUUUUACAAGACGCAUUUUGAUGAGUUCCUGGAAGAUUUUGGUAUCACAUUUGUAAAAGAAAAGUGUCAAGAGAAUGGGAUAGAUGAUGUAGAAACUUUUCUGAUGUUGGAAAAAGAGGAUAUGAUAAGUGUCCUUGGUUUACGGCUUGGAGAUAGUUUGAAGUGCAUGAAGGCCAAACAGAAAUAUCAUGAUUUGACAGUGUGAAUAGUACUCACUAUUGUGAAAGAUAUAGAACACAAAAGAUCAAAAUGAAAAACUGAGCACUAUUGCAAGUAUUCACAACUCAUUUUGUUCUAUCUUGUCUAUAAUGCAUAAACAACAAAUAAUCGUGCAGAAAUCGCGACACAUGGUUUGGUUAGUAUCUUGCUGAAUGACAAUGUGUAAUACACGCAACGUGAUGUGCUAUUUGAAUGACAAUGUGUAAUACACGCAACGUGAUGUGCUAUUUGAAUGACAAUGUGUAAUACACGCAACGUGAUGUGGUAUUUGCUUUGCUGUCAUUAUUUCAUUUUUGUAAUGAAGGAUGUGGUUUUCUUUUCUUUGUAUAAAGUUUGCCUUAUUGAAUAGUCAACUAUAAUGAUUUCUGAAAGGUUACAUUGUUAAUAAUGUUAUGACUCUAAAUCAAAUUUUAUUGAUUUGUAAUUCUUACAUAACGCAGCUCACUUAAAAUUAAUAUCAGGCCUGGGGUAAUGUGUAAUGGUAAUGUAAUGACAGCCAAUUUCAGUGUAAUGGGCCAAUUUUGCAUUACAGGUAAUGGUAAUGUAAUGCAUUACUUGUAGAAAAUAUAAUGUAAUGCACAUUAUAUUCCAUUACUUCAAAUAUUUGAUGAUAUUUUGGAGGUUUAGAUUAAUUCAUGAUAUUAGUGAUUGACUUUUAGACCUAGGAACAAAAAGAUGAACUUCAUGUAUAUUGUCUUUUGAAACAUCGAUGACAAUCAAAUGCAAUUAUCUUGGAUGCGAUUUCUAACAUUGAUGAAUAUUUUGUGUGCUUAUGUUACUGUAUAUUUAGAAUUCAUAAAUUAUUAUAAAGAAAUACUUUUUCUGCCAUUUCUUUAAUAUCAGUAUGUUAUGAAAUGUCUCUCAAGUAAUGUGCAAUGUAAUGCAUAACAUUUCAAAAUGGGUAAUGGUAAUGUCAAAUUUUCUAAGUACUGGUAAUGUAAAGCAUUGGUACCGUAUAAGUUUUACAUAUCGCUAUGUAAUUGACCCCGGGCCUGGAUAUCAUUGUUUAGUAUUGAUUAAUAAACCAGUUUUACAGUUA